AAAAAAGCUCUCCGAAAAUUUAAGUUGCGGUUCGAUUUCCUGUCAGAACUAAGCGUUCAACAUGAUGUGAAGGAUUACAUGGAUUAGUAAGUCUCUCUGUCGUCCAUGUGGUAUAUGGCAUUACAUACAAGUACAACCUUCCAUCUGGAGUAGGGCACAUACUUUGCUUGACUGGAUUCCAGCAAUUACAGAAACUGGUCUGUAAAUCAGCCGUUGUGCAUAACUGACUUGUCUGUAAAACAACCGUUACCCACAUUUGAAUAUUAUCUGGAAUACAGCCAUUACCCACAUUUGAUUGUCUGUAAAAUAUCCGUUACCAUUUGACUGGAUCACAGUUUCUUAGGAGUAUGGCAUUAAUGCAUCACCUGAAUAAAGCACUGCAGUAACUCAAUGUUUCUACAAGACUAAUGCACAUUUGCCUGUCUUGAGUUACUUCAUUUAUUCCAAAUUUGGAUUAGUAGAUGAGAAACAACAAAAUGUCUUCAACAUUUGCUGGAUAUCUUCAGAUAGAAAUAGUGGAAAAUAGUGGCUCAUUUUUCCGUAAAUAUUUCAUUCUGAAUGGAUCAGAGAAUACGCUGACUUAUUAUGAUGAUGUACUAAAAAAACUGCCUGAAGGAGCUAAACCAAUAGAAACUAUCAACCUGUCUUAUGUUUCCAUGGUGAGCCGUGCCACACAAAGGAUGAAAGAAAAAUACUGCUUUGUGAUAACUGUAGCAGGCAAAAAGGUGUUUCUACGUGCAAACAAUGAGGAAGAUAUGAAUCUAUGGCUUGAUGCACUCCUGAAAGCUAGCAAACUAACGGUGCCAAAGCAAGAUGACUCAAUGAAAAGACAAGUCUCCAUGAUUGGAAGCUACAGGACAGAAAUAGCUGGAGGUGUAGUGCUGAAAAUCCCAGUAGAGCAGGAGAGCGAUGGAGAGAGCACAUGUGACGAACUAGAAAAAAACUAUGAAGCCCCAAGAUCUCCAGAUGGGAAACGUCUACCAGUUAUAAAGGCGGGUUAUUGUGUCAAACAGGGGGCACUGGUGAAAAAUUGGAAAAGAAGAUAUUUUGUACUGGAUCUUACUGGACUGUCAUAUUUUAAAAAUGAACAGUAUUAUAAUUCGGAAAAACCACCUAUUAAAUGUAUAUAUAAGUCAGAAAUCUUGGAUGUGCGGUCCUCUCAAGGCAUCCAUCCGCAGAGGGAUAAUUUAUUUGAAGUCGUCACAGCUCAAAGAGUUUACUAUGUGCAGUGUGAUACUCAAGAAGAUAUGGAAUCAUGGCUCUAUAUAUUACGCUCAACAUAUUUAGGGGAUGACGUUCAGAAUAACCAUACACAGACAACAGACAGUCUAGGACGCAAACCUUCCAUACAAAGACCAGGCUCUACUACUACGAAUGAUAGGCCUGUUUCAGACAAUACCACAAAUGGGUCUGGGACACUCACGUCACAGAAAAGCAUGUGGCUCUGAAUAUAUAUGAGUCCAUUUACUCCAUUAUCCCACACACAAGUUCUACAAUUUAAGUGAUACGGCUGCUAAUAGAUGGCACUGUUUCACUGGAUAUUUGAUAACAUGGAACUCUCUAUUCCGUAAUCUGGAAAGUAUAAAUUAGUCAUCAAUAAUACCAAAACAAUUUUAUAUAAUUAUUCCUGAACACAAGGACUCGAAAUUAUUGAACAAUCUGGCUACAAAGACAACUCUCCUUAUCUUUAAUACAUUGAAAUAAGUCUACAAUUGGACAAAAGCACUUAAAAGUUGAAUGUAUGGACUGCGCAUUUGUACAUAUUAAAGAGAUGUGGGAUAUUCACCAGGAUUUACAUAGUGAGAAUUUCAACUGGCUAAAAUUUCAAUUCUACAUAUCAAUGAAUUUGUGUACGUCGUUGGAAUUACAUUUCCCCUUGCUUUCGUCAUGAUUUUGAUUUAUUACUCAUUUAUGGGAUGAAGAAAAAGUCAAAUCUAUGUUGCCCACCCUGCCCACCAAAUUAAGCACCCACAUGUUUAGGGUACAUUAAGAAAAACAUAGAAGGUUAAAAAACUAUAUCUAUGAAACACUCCCACAGCCAUGUGCUCUGUUCUAUCAUGUGUAAACAUACAGUGUUCCAAGAACAUUGAGAGUUGUUUUUAGUAUCAUUUAUUGUGAUGCAAUAUAUUACUUGAUUGUCAAGAAUUUUUGUAUACUUGUACUUGAUUGUCAAGAUAUUUUUGUAUACUUGUAAUUGUACUUGGAUUAAUCAGUUUAAUGAGGUGCCAUGAAGUGAUAAUGAAGUUAAUACAGAUUUUUAAAACCAUAUCAAAAAUAUGAAGGCCAUGUGUAUAUUGUUAAAUUAAAGGUCUUUUAGAGAAGAUUGCAGAUAAUGUAGUUUUUAUGCCUGGCUUGCAAAAUCCAAAAUGGCCAUCUAAAGACCUUCAUGCAAAUUAAAGGUACACAAGAGUAAAUAUUCAAAUAUUAUAUUGUGACAUAGAACAUAACCCUCUUCAUGGAUACAGUUAAACCUGUCAAAUCCAAGCACCACCGAGACAGUCCAUGUAUAGCAGGUGUUCACAUUUCAAGUUUCUUAAAUGG
Messenger RNA from Owenia fusiformis, 2541 nucleotides. Lineage: Eukaryota; Metazoa; Annelida; Polychaeta; Sabellida; Oweniidae. The record is from the annotation of a GenBank genome assembly.